GCAGUUGGCAGCAUUGUCCGAUUCAAGCAGCGAUCUUUCAGUUUUUGUCAUUUUCUCUUGCGCAGUGUGAGCAGUACGUGUAGUUGUGUGACCGUUAUCGUGUUUGACGUCUCCUGCCAGCUCUCCAACACCCAAUUUUAGUGCAAAUAGUGUUUCGGAUAUCCCCUGCAUCACAUUUUGUAAUGCAAUAAGGAUUUAGUGGAAGUCGAGCCCCGGAACAUUAACAUGAAAAUGGUUUUAUCUCAACGCCAGCGAGAGGAGCUUAAUAAAGCCAUCGCUGAUUACCUCGGUAGCAAUGGUUACAUGAACGCACUAGAAGCGUUCAAGAAAGAAACGGACAUGCCGGGCGAGCUCGAGCGCAAGUUCGGCGGCCUCCUCGAAAAGAAAUGGACCUCUGUGAUAAGGCUCCAGAAGAAAGUCAUGGAGCUCGAAUCGAAACUCCACGAAGCGGAGAAAGAGUACAUCGAGGGGGCGCCGACGAGGGGCAAACGCAGCCCCGCCGACUGGAUCCCCAGGCCGCCGGAGAAAUUUUGCCUGACCGGUCACAGAGCGCCCGUGACGCGCGUCGUUUUCCACCCGAUGUUCAGCUUGUUCGUGUCGACGAGCGAGGACGCCACCAUCAAGGUGUGGGACUUCGAGACGGGGGAGUACGAGCGCACCCUCAAAGGCCACUCGGAUGCCGUCCAGGACGUCGCCUUCGACGCCUCCGGAAAGCUGCUGGUGUCGUGCAGCGCGGAUAUGUCCAUCAAGCUGUGGGAUUUCCACCAGAGCUACGAAUGCAUUCGGACGAUGCUCGGCCACGAUCACAACAUCUCGAGUGUGGCGUUCAUGCCGGCCGGCGAUUUCGUCGUGUCGAGCAGCAGGGAUAAGUCGAUUAAAAUGUGGGAGGUGUCGACGGGGUACUGCGUCAAGAGUUUCGUAGGACACAAGGAUUGGGUUAGAGUCGUGCGGCCAUCGCCCGACGGCACGUUCCUGGCGAGCUGUUCCAACGACCAAACCGUGCGAGUGUGGCACGUUUACUCGAAAGAAUGCAGGGCCGAACUCAGGGCACACGAACACGUCGUAGAAUUCGUAGCAUGGGCGCCCGAAUCGGCAGCGAAUGCCAUUAACGAGGCCGCCGGGGUCGACAACAAAAAGGGUUCUCACAUGGGACCUUUCCUAGCGUCGUGCUCAAGGGACAAAACCAUCCGAAUAUGGGAUGUAGGGGCAAGCGUAGCUCUCUUCGUUCUAACGGGCCACGACAACUGGGUUCGAGGGGCCGUUUUCCACCCAGGUGGCAAAUUCCUAGUGUCCGUCAGCGACGACAAAACACUGAGAGUCUGGGAUUUGAGGAAUAAACGCUGUUUUAAGACGUUAGAUGCUCACAAACAUUUUUGUACGUCUGUAGAUUUCCACAGAUCACAUCCUUACGUGAUUUCGGGAAGUGUAGAUCUAACGGUGAAAGUGUGGGAGUGCCGCUAGGCCGGCGGCAUCCAGGCAGGAGUCGCACUACGGAAAAUAAAGAACUCAAAAGUGGCGUUCGCGUCAGUUGGUGUGUAUGAUUAUUAUUUAAGCGAAAACUUUUAUUCUGUUACAUAAAGGUUUUAUUUAGUGCAAAUAUUUCAGUUAUUUAACUAAUUUGAGUCUUGUGAUUUUGUUCUAUGUAACGUUAUACAGAUUACAUUAUUUAACAACGUAUUUAAGGUCUGUAAUUUUUCCCCGAGGCACUCUUGUGGUUUCUUAGAACAAAAACAUUUUGUCGUUGUUAUUUUCGUUACAUCAACGGGAUUUUUCCUUAUUUAUGUGAUAUUUUGAGGAAACUGCAAGUUUGUUAACUAGUUAUUCUUAUAAACGCUUCAAAUAUUUAAAAGGCAGUGGAUAAUAGUGCGCUGGAAUUGUUGCUGAUAUUUAGCAUGGAGUUUAUUGUUGAAUUAUUUUUUGUUUACUGUUGAGUAUCAGUGAUGGUUUCACGAGUAGAGCUUCGUUUCAGUUCGUCAAGCAUCUUAGAAAUAUUAACAAUAUUUAUAUAGAAAUCUAGAUUUCAGAAUUUCAAAGUUUUGUGACAGUCGCAACUAGUAAGUAACUAUAAUCUUCAAUGUAGAUCUUGAAAAUGUAUAUUGCACAAGUUCCGCUUCCGUUUUUUCUUUUACAUGUACAUAUUUCGGUAGCGUUUCUGUUUUGUAAAAAUACUCAGUUCAAGUGUACUUCAUAACAAUAUUUUAUUUUUUUAAUUCCGGAACACUAGUUUUUUUUUUCUUCGUUUUCUUUAAGGAGUUUACCAAAUCGCUUGCUUUAUCAUGUAUAAUGGCACAAUGUUCAUAUAUAGCCUUACAUUGUCUUUUUGAGUAGAUUUUGUGAAUAAUUUCUUCUGUAUAUAAAUAAAAUUGUCUCUCCAUAA
Messenger RNA from Zophobas morio, 2377 nucleotides. RefSeq names its product lissencephaly-1 homolog (gene Lis-1). Gene Ontology annotation, biological process: establishment of mitotic spindle orientation; germ cell development; nuclear migration. The coding region runs from base 226 to 1461 and encodes 411 amino acids. Gene Ontology annotation, cellular component: neuronal cell body; neuron projection; nuclear envelope. The record is from RefSeq and is a predicted model, not a curated record. The transcript has 7 exons. Gene Ontology annotation, molecular function: dynein complex binding; microtubule plus-end binding. Lineage: Eukaryota; Metazoa; Arthropoda; Insecta; Coleoptera; Tenebrionidae.